Messenger RNA from Phalaenopsis equestris, 1181 nucleotides. Its product is annotated as F-box protein At1g67340-like. Bases 20 to 1105 code for a protein of 361 amino acids. The record is from RefSeq and is a predicted model, not a curated record. The transcript is spliced from 2 exons. Gene Ontology annotation, molecular function: protein binding. NCBI's taxonomy places the organism in Eukaryota, Viridiplantae, Streptophyta, Magnoliopsida, Asparagales, Orchidaceae.
UCCUCCCGCAGAAGCAUCGAUGUUUUCAAAAGCCGAUCGAUGCACACACGAAGCGGACUGGAGCUCGAGCUCACAAAUCCGCAUCUUUCAACAUAUGGCGGUCAAACAGCCGGAGUCCGCCGCAAGCGCACUGUCUUCCGACAAAGGCGUCGAUUUCCUUGACGGCCUCCCCGACGACCUGCUCCUCUUCACCUUCAGCAAACUAUCCGCCACCGCCUCUGCUCCCGCAGAUCUCAUCAGCCUCCUCCUCACAUGCAGGCGAUUUAACGCAUUAGGAACGCAUCCGAUGGUUCUUUCCAAAUUAUCAGUAAAAGGGGUUUGCGUGAGAGCAAAAACUUGGUCGGAAUCAGCGCACCGAUUCCUUAAGCGAUGUACCGACGCCGGCAGCCGGGAAGCCUGUUACACUCUGGGCAUGAUCCGUUUCUACUGCUUGGAAAACAGGGGAAGCGGUGCGUCGCUGAUGGCCAAAGCGGCCAUGGGUUCGCACUCUGCGGCGUUGUACUCGCUCGCCGUCAUCCAAUUUAAUGGCAGCGGCGGCUCCAAAAACAAGAAAGAUCUCCGCGCCGGCGUCGCUCUCUGCGCCCGCGCGGCGUAUUUUGGCCAUAUCGACGCGCUUCGAGAGCUGGGGCACUGUCUGCAAGACGGCUACGGAGUGAAACAGAACAUCGGCGAAGGGCGGCGGUUUCUUCUUCAGGCGAACGCGAGGGAGCUUGCUUCGGUUUUGUCGAGUGAAAAACUGGCGUCUUUGGCCUUUGUGGCGAGUUCGUUGCUGAGUGAUUUUGGGUGUAGCGUGCCGGCGGUGGGAGGGCAUGGGGUUAACAGGUUUAUGGUGGAGUGGUUUGAAGAGAAAGGGGAGGGGAGGGAGAGGGAAGGGUUGAGGAUGUGUUCUCAUGGAGGGUGUGGAAGGCCGGAGACGAGGCGACAUGAAUUUCGGCGAUGUUCGGUUUGUGGUGUCGUUAAUUAUUGUUCGAGGGCGUGUCAGGCGAUGCACUGGAAGGUUGCGCAUAAGUUGGAAUGUGCUCCGAUGGAGAGAUGGCUUGAUGGUGGUGAGGGGAUGCCGGCGGCAGGGGUACAGGGUGGGGAUGUGAAUUUGGAGGGUCGAUGACAGUGGUGGUAAUGUUUUCCGGCGGGCUCUCUUUUCUGUUUUUUUUUUUUUUUUAGAUGCUUUUUUUGUUCAUUUU